AAGUUAUACAAUGAAUGCCUGCAUAUGCUUCACCUAGAUUCAUAGGUUUGUUACUUUAUCUCUUUCUCUCCCUGUAUUUACACAUGCACACAUUUUAUUAGUUGAAUGAUUUGAGAGUAAGUUGCAGAAAACAUGACAGUUUAUUCUAAUACUUCAUCAUGUAUCUCCUAGUAACAAGUUCAUUCUCCUAUAUGACCAUGAUAGAGUUAUCACACUCAGUAUCUGUAACAGUGAUGCAGAACCAUUGUCCAAUAUGCAGUUCAUCAUCAGAUUUCCCUCAUUGCCUUAGUCAUGUCCUUUACAGAUUUUUUUUUUUUUCUGAUCUAAAAUCCUAUAAAGGGUCACACAGUGUGUUGUCCUGUCUCUUUAGUCUCCUUUAAUGUAGAAGAGUUCACUCUCCUUUUUGUUUUGCUUUGUUUUGUUUUUUGAGGCACUGAUAUUUUUGAAGAGUUCAGGCCUGCUAGAUUUCAGCUUGUCUGAUUAUUUCCUCAUGAUUAGAGUCAUGAUUAGAUUGGUAGAGAUGUUGGUGAUAUUAUUAUGUUUGACUGCUUGGUUAAGGUGGCUGCCAGAUUUCUCCAUUGUAAGGGUGUCUUUUGCCCCCCUCCAUUUUUUCUCCUAGUGCAAGUAGUUUAUUUGGGGACUGACCUCAGGACAUACUGGGAGAACAGAGAGGCAGUGAGAAGGGACAGAAAAGGCAGUCAACAAAAGGUGCAACCCAAGCUGAUUCCGCCGGGAACCUGGAGCCAACGCAGAACUCACGGCUUAGCUUACCCCACGGAAGGGGGUCUUCUGUGCCAUCUGGCUCUUCCAUUGCGUCAUGUCCGUUACACUCCUCCCACCUGCUGGCGUGUUGGCUCCGACAGCAGUUCAGCUACCGUGGCCUGUGUUUCCUCUUCAACCCCACAGAGAGGUCAACCUGAAUCAACAUGUCUGGGACUGAAGAAGCAAUUCUUAGCGGCCGUGACAGCCAUUCUGCUGGUGGCAGCUCUGUAUUAUGCUUUGGUCAGUACCGGUACACAGCAGAAGAGUACCAGGCCAUCCAGAACGCUCUGAGGCAGAGGCUGGGCCCAGAAUACAUAAGUAGCCGCACGGCUGGAGGAGGCCAGAAGGUGUGUUACAUCGAGGGUCACAGGGUAAUUAAUCUGGCCAAUGAGAUGUUUGGCUACAAUGGCUGGGCACACUCUAUCACACAACAGAACGUGGAUUUUGUUGACUUUAACAAUGGCAAGUUCUCCGUGGGCGUCUGUGCGUUUGUGAGAGUCCAGCUGAAGGUGAGGGUGAUGGAGGGGACGUGCUGCCUGCAGGCACUGGGCAGGUGGGAGAGUGAGCAGGAUGGUUCGUAUCAUGAGGACGUGGGCUAUGGUGUUAGCGAGGGCCUCAAGUCCAAAGCCUUGUCUUUGGAGAAGGCGAGGAAGGAGGCAGUGACCGACGGGCUGAAGCGAGCACUGAGAAGUUUUGGGAAUGCACUUGGGAAUUGUAUUCUGGACAAAGACUAUCUGAGGUCACUAAACAAGCUUCCACACCAGCUGCCUCUUGAAGUGGACUUAACUAAAGCAAAGAGACAAGACUUUGAACCAUCUGUGGAACAAGCCAGAUACAGCAGCUGCCGACAGAACCUGGCUCUGGGACCCCCCAAACCACAGGAGGUGACGUCCCCUUGCAGACCAAGCCACCAUGUUGUGAUGCCGGGGACGAGGACAGCAGCUCCGAGUGUGGGCCGCGUGCCCUCCCUGCCCCUGCUCCUUCCCAGAAGCCCGACCUCUGCUGCCGCAGAGAGCGAUGCCACGUACCAGCGGAAGCUCCGGCAAAGACAGCUGCAGCAGCGGUUCCGGGAGCAGAUGGAGAAACAGCACCAGGAACCCCCGUCUGGCCCACCUGCCGAGAAGCAGGGUCCCGCAGCGCUGCCACCAGUGCCACCUGCCGGAACUGCUGCUUCAGAGCCGCUCACCCAGAUAGACGUGCUUCCAGACAGUCUUGAAAUGUGGGACAUGGCUCUAGAUGCAGGGGACGAUGUGGUCAAGCCCUUGUCUAAACCAGAACCACCACAGGCCCCUGCCACCUCCGUCCUGAAGAACGAGAUGGAGACCUGGAACAGGACCCCACAGAGCCUUUGCCACCAGAAUCCACAGGCAAAAUCUGGACCCUGGCACCUUCAAACUUACCACCUUAACCAACACAUAACAGGAGACUGUGAUUCACAUAGGAAGAACCAGGACACGAAGAAAAGGAAAUUGGAUCCAUCUUGACCAAGGCUCAGGUCACCUCACUGGAUUCUGUCACAAAGGGACUUUCAAAAACUGCUUCUUGGUCAUGAAAUGACUCAUCAUUCCUAGGGAAUGAGCUUUACCUCCAGGGAUUUACCUUGCUUCAUGCUCAACUUCGCCAGAGGAUUUCACUAUUGGAACCUGACGCAGAUCAAGCUGGGCAGGUUGGGAAGCCCUGCGGAGAUUAAACAAACAAACAAACACCUUUUCUUUGGCUCUUCACUAUUUAUUCCUAAGCUUUUAUGUUAAUAAAGGUAGAAAUUCUAGGAAUCACAGUGGCCACCUUCCCCGUGCACCAACCUCGACAGCGGCCUGCGGUAUCUCACUCUGUGUGACCUCUGACCCCUUUCGCUGCCACUCAUCUACAACAAUCUGUCAUUUAUAGGCUCAUUGUGAAACUACCUCCAUUUUUUCCUAAUAAGGAAAUAAAAUCUAAGACCAAAGAAAAGGCAUUUUAAGAAAGCAAAAUAAAAUCCUACU
Messenger RNA from Balaenoptera musculus (blue whale), 2744 nucleotides. It is a transcript of the gene RAD52, whose product is annotated as RAD52 homolog, DNA repair protein. The coding region runs from base 927 to 2246 and encodes 439 amino acids. The transcript is spliced from 13 exons. NCBI's taxonomy places the organism in Eukaryota, Metazoa, Chordata, Mammalia, Artiodactyla, Balaenopteridae. The record is from RefSeq and is a predicted model, not a curated record. Gene Ontology annotation, biological process: double-strand break repair via single-strand annealing; double-strand break repair via homologous recombination; DNA recombinase assembly. Gene Ontology annotation, cellular component: nucleus.